Messenger RNA from Micromonas commoda, 1200 nucleotides. RefSeq lists its product with no specific name. The transcript has a single exon. The coding region runs from base 1 to 1200 and encodes 399 amino acids. Gene Ontology annotation, molecular function: misfolded protein binding; ubiquitin-specific protease binding. Gene Ontology annotation, biological process: endoplasmic reticulum unfolded protein response. NCBI's taxonomy places the organism in Eukaryota, Viridiplantae, Chlorophyta, Mamiellophyceae, Mamiellales, Mamiellaceae. The record is from RefSeq and is a predicted model, not a curated record. Gene Ontology annotation, cellular component: Hrd1p ubiquitin ligase ERAD-L complex; endoplasmic reticulum membrane.
AUGUCCGCGAAUGGAGAUGUGCUCCGCGAGCGGUUUCUCGCCACCCCGCUGGUCACCAGGCAUCUCAUGGCGAGCACCUGGAUAGUUUGCCUGCUGAACCCGAUAUUCGGCGUCGAUGAUCUGCUCGUGGCCUCCCCGUACGAUAUCAUCCGCAAGGGGCAGCUGUGGAGGCUGGUGACGUCCAUCGCGUACGUCCCCGGGCUUAUAAACGCGCUCAUCAUGUCUUUCGUGCUGUACAGGCUGGGCAGCGCGUGGGAACAGGAGAGGGGUAGCAUCAGGAUCCUCUGCUACUUUCUGUUGGCGAUCGUCGCGACGAACGUGGGGGUCUGCGUCCUGGCCAUUCUCGUGGCGCCGCUCGCCCCUUCCGUGAUGUCCCCGGCAUUCCUGUGCGGACCCGGGAUCUUGAGCGCGUUCCUCGUGCUCAUCACGCGAUCCUCCCAGGGGUACGCCGGCGCGUCAGUGUCCAUCCUCGGGCUGUUUACCAUGCCGACCCUCUACUUCCCUCUCCUCCUCCUCGUGUUCUUCGCCAUGUUCGGCGCGAACCCCCUGGAGAGCGCCGCGUCCGUCGGCGUGGGAUACGCUUGGGCGCGGGGGUACCUCGACCCGGUGGUUCCGUCCGACGAGACGUUGGCGGCGAUGGAGCAGUGGCCGGCGGCGGCGGGAUUAGUUCGAGCGAGGGGCUACGUCUCCGUCGCCGCGGCGGGACCCACGCUACCGUCGACGUCCGCGUCAGCAGGCGUGGUAAACGUCGCGGGAGGAACCCAGCCGGGCCGGGACUCGGUGAACGACCUGAUCGCGCAGCUGAGGGAUCACGCGUUCGCGGGUGGGGCGAGGUCUCGAGGCGCGCGGGACGGGGUUGGCGCGGGGGGGGCGGGGCGGAGACUCGGCGGGGAGCCGGCGGGCUCGGCGGCGGCGGGGGUCGGCACGGGGCCCGCCGCCGCCGCCGCCGCUUCUCGUGCGCCAGGGCCUCCGCCUUCGCGGCAGCAGCUGCCCGCGUCGGUGUCCUCGCCGGGGUCCAGCGGCGCGUCCGCCGCGGCGCGAGCUCACGGACCGUCCGCGCCGGGUGGUGGGGGUUCGGCGGCGCAGGCGCAGGCGGCGGCGGUUGCGAGGGAGCCGACGAGGGAGGAGCGCGCGGAGGCGUUCGCGCGGGCGCACGAGAAGCGGCUGCGGGAGCAACGGGCUGAGCAGUCGGCGGGCUGA